Messenger RNA from Colletotrichum karsti, 867 nucleotides. RefSeq lists its product as uncharacterized. Lineage: Eukaryota; Fungi; Ascomycota; Sordariomycetes; Glomerellales; Glomerellaceae. The record is from RefSeq and is a predicted model, not a curated record. The transcript has a single exon. Bases 1 to 867 code for a protein of 288 amino acids.
AUGGCGCAGGUUCAAGGGGCAAUUGGCGAGAAGCUGUCGGAGGCUGACAAGAUCGCCCUUACGGCCCUCGCCACGGCGGGCAUGUACAAUGCGAUCGAAAUAUACGUUCUCAUCUUCACCACGUUCCGACGCCGACGCGGCCGAUACUUCUGGAGCAUGUUGGUUGCCAAUACGGGCAUCCUCUUCCACGCCUGCGGGGGAUUGGGCCGAUAUCUUCAAGCACAACGAACGCCUAUACCUGGUUCGUUUGCGCACGUCGGAUGGUACAUGAUGGUGACCGGGCAGUCCGUUGUCAUGUACUCCAGGCUACAUCUCGUUGUCUUCAACCGACUUACGAUCAAGCUGGUUCUCGCUAUGAUAAUCACCACCGUUUGUCUCGUCCAUAUUCCGCAAACGGUAUUAUUUUCACUAGUCUGGUCCGGAAUCGACACACCACUGUGGACCAAGCGAUUCAGUAUUUUCGAGAAAGUCUCCCUGAUGGUCUUCACAGUACAGGAAACCAUCAUCACCGGCAUUUUCGUUCGCAUGGGAUUUCACAACUUCAAAUCUUUAUUCGAGUUCAAAGGAAGGGAAGCCAAGACUUUGCUGGCAUACUUAAUCAGCAUGUUUGUGCUCGUCUUCCUACUCGACAUUUCCUUAUGCGUUCUGGAAUACAUGGACUACUUCGUGUUUCAAACAACGAGUAAACCGCUAGUUUAUGGAAUCAAGCUUAAGGUUGAGUUCGCGGUGCUCAACAAGCUCCUGGCCUUUACACGGAUGUCAUCUUGUAACUGUCAACGACUUGAGGAUCUACCAGCAGCCGCUCAAACGAAACCGUCGACACUAAACACAAGCCUCGUUACAGAACCAGUUACAGACCCAGUAUGA